Molecule: messenger RNA, 538 nt
Organism: Arachis ipaensis
Lineage: Eukaryota; Viridiplantae; Streptophyta; Magnoliopsida; Fabales; Fabaceae
Source: RefSeq, a predicted model, not a curated record
GGCAGUGUUAAAAAUGAAAAUACUCCAGUAGUUCCAAAACAAAACAACGGUUCACACAUUACGCCGCAAUCAACACUGGAAUAGCGAAGAAACUAUUCUUCUUCUUCUUCUUCUUCUUCGCGAUUCCUUCAAUGGCUUCGGGGCUUCAAAAGAUUCUCACAAGAUCAGUAGCCAACACGAGAUUCCUCGCCACUUCCCUCCAACGCGUUUCGCAAGUUCCGCCACUGAAACCCUCAGAACCGCAAACCCCUUCUAUUCAACUCCCUUUCCCACCAAUUCAUCCGAUUCCAGAAACGGAGUACUUUGCCGCUUCUUGUUCCCCCGUGAUUUUCCCUAGCUUCCCGUUUGGUUUUUUCUUAAAUCCCAUUCCCUCAAUUGGGCCUCCCUCGCCUGCGGAUUCGCAUGGUGGCGGUGGUGACGACGAUUCAGGCAAGCUGUGGGCCGAUAGUGUGAAGAAGAAGAGGAAGCGGAAGAUGAACAAGCACAAGUACAAGAAGCUCAGGAAACGGAUGAGGAGACAGACUUAGGGGAGGUGAGU